Messenger RNA from Talaromyces marneffei, 4056 nucleotides. RefSeq lists its product as uncharacterized. The transcript has 5 exons. Gene Ontology annotation, biological process: transmembrane transport. Gene Ontology annotation, cellular component: membrane. The record is from RefSeq and is a predicted model, not a curated record. NCBI's taxonomy places the organism in Eukaryota, Fungi, Ascomycota, Eurotiomycetes, Eurotiales, Trichocomaceae. Gene Ontology annotation, molecular function: ABC-type transporter activity; ATP hydrolysis activity; ATP binding. Bases 1 to 4056 code for a protein of 1351 amino acids.
AUGGCUGACACUCUCGAAGGACAUCCUUUUCAAGAGACGCCAUCCUCUCGUGAAUCGCCAGCAGGAUCCAACCAUGGCGACGAAAAUAUCUCCCUCGAAACGAGCUGGAAGUCUCUCUUCCACUUUACGACAGUCUAUCAUGUCCCACUUCUACUAGCAGCUAUCAUAAUCACAAUCUCCGCUGGAGUCUCAAGAAUCAUCUUUGCGCUGUACCUAGGCAAACUAUUUCAAACACUCUCGCAAUUCGGGAUUGGAGCAAUCACGGGUCCGCAACUCAUGGAUAAGGCGAGAGACAAUACUUCUAUUCUCCUGAUUCUUGGAGGAGGGACAUGGCUUCUGAAUUCAUUUUUCUUCUUCGUCUGGAUCGUAUUUGCUGAAUUUCAGGUCCGUGAAGCCGGGAGCAUUCUGUUUGGGAAGUUGUUGACGCGGGAUCUGGUGUGGUUUGAUAUGAGAAAGGAUGGAGUUGGGCCAUUUCUGUCACAUUCACAAAAGCAACUACGAGAAUUACAGAUCGCAACUGCCCAGCCCCUUGGAGCAUUCAUAUUACACAUAAUCAGAAUACUCGCCGGCAUGAUACUCGCAUUUGUCAUUUCAUGGGAAGUCACUUUGGUAACGAUGGCUGGUAUUCCAGUUUCCUUCACAGUGAUCACAUUCACCUCCUCAAGAAUGGCACCCAUCCUUAAAGCACAACAAUCCGAGCUCUCCGAAGCUUCCAAAAUUACAUACGACGCCUUCAAAUCUAUAGAUGUGGUCAAAUGUCUCAACGGCCAGUCCUCAACUUAUACACAAAUGAUGACACGGAUCAACGCGGCUGCUCGGUUGUAUAUGAAAUUAGCUGUUCUCAUCUCAAUUCAGACGGCUUUUCCACGAUUUAUGUCGUUCGUCAUGUUUGUGCAGGGGUUUUGGUAUGGAAGUAUAUUGGUUCAGUCAGGGAAAUUGACACCAGGUGAUGUCUUGACAACUUUUUGGGGUUGUUUGAUUGUUACGCAGUCAAUAGCGCAGCUGGUGCAGCAUUCUGCUACGUUGGAAAGAGGGAAGAUUGCUGGCGAGACGCUGCGUCAGUAUACAUGUGCUGAUGCCAUAGAUGACUUGCGGUUCAGAACGCAGAAGAACCGGUAUCCCAAUCUUCACACUGAAGAUAUCGUUUUGAAAAAUGUCGUCUUUGCUUACCCAUCUAGACCCGAAAUACCCGUGCUCAACGCAUUGAACAUCAAAUUCCCAGCAGGCAGGACAACUUUUAUUGUUGGACGCAGCGGAGCCGGAAAGAGCACUCUCAUUAAUCUGCUGCUACAAUUUUACUCACCAAAGUCCGGAGGGAUUCUAGUUGGGGGCACCCCGUUUCAAGCAGUCCACCCAGCCUGGGUGCGUAAGAACGUAACGCUCGUCCAGCAAAAUAACUACCUCUUCAACGAAACCCUCUGGGACAACAUUGCCUUUGGAGCACGAAGACCACGGAGCGUUUCCAAUGAUCAAAUGGAGAUGUGUAUCGAAAUGGCAAAUUUGCAAGACGCUAUUCACAACCUACCGAAUGAGCUCAACACCGUUGUUGGAUUGGGUGGAAACUUGCUCAGCGGUGGACAGAAACAGAGAGUCGCUAUUGCGCGAGCGAGGAUGAAGAAUAGCGCCGUUCUUAUCCUCGACGAGUUCACAGGUGCACUAGACUACGAUAAUCGUGCCACGGUUAUGGAGUCCGUUCGAAAAUGGAGAUACGGCAUGACGACGAUUAUUGUUACACAUGAUACUGCUAAUAUACUUGACGAUGAGUUUGUGUAUGUGCUCGAAGCUGGAAAAGUGGCUGCUUCGGGACUCAAGAAAGACUUGAUAAAUGGGGAUCAACGUGCAAUUUUUGCAGAGGCAAUCAUCGAUCCGAUAAUAACCUCGCAUUCACUUGGCCGGAAUGCCAUGGAGUCCCAAUAUCUCUCAGAGGAAUCCUGGUUCGAUGAUUCUCCGGUUGAAACGUUGUUUACUUCCUUUGAUAGUGAUGAGAUGCCGGAGACAUCUACGACUACCCUGAUUGGAGACAAGGCAAUGAGCAGCCCAUAUGGUAAAGAGAUUCAAUUCUCGCCGCCGCCACGGAUUUUCCUUCGAGAGCUGACAUCUAUUACUCGGCAUAAGUCACGAUCGGUGCGUAAUCGAUUGUCCUUCAUGGGUGAAGAAAAGCCUCUCGCUUCUCUAAACACACUUCGGACGUUUGUCGCAAGAGGUCACCCCUACAAGAAGCUACAGUCAGAGGAUACAGAAACAAUCACCACAACUUUACCAUUACACAAGACAUUAUCGACUAUCCCCAAAAUCCUCAACCUAAAACAAAGAAUCCUAUUAGCCAUCGCAAUAGUACUCGCAACCAUCCACGCAACAUCGACGCCUAUCUUCUCAUUCCUCCUAUCCCGUCUCUUCGACUCAUUCUAUAUCGCAGACCGAACCAAAGCCAGCUCUAUAGCCAAGACAUACUCCAUAUCAAUCGUUUCGCUAUCCGUAGCAGACGCCUUGGUAACGUUCGUUAUGAAUUACAUCCUCGAAUACUGCAGUCAAGCAUGGAUGGACAAGUUACGCGCUCGAUCCAUGCAACGAGUACUCGCUCAACCAUGUUCAUGGUUUGAGCAGAAAGAUCAUGAUCCCCUCCAACUAACUAUCUGUCUAGACCAGCACGCCGAAGAAACCCGCAACUUGGCCGGAAAAUUCGGAAGUUUUGUGAUUAUUUCUAUCAUCACGGCGUUUAUUGCCAUCGUGUGGAGUUUGAAUCUGAAGUGGCAGUUGACAUUCGUCAGUCUGUUAUGUGCCCCGGUUUGGUAUGGAGUAAGCAAAGGUUUAGAGGCGGUCAAUACGAGAUGGGAGCGAUCGUUAAAUGAUUUGAACGAGGAUAUGGCGAACGUCUUUUCGGAGGCGUUUACAGAUGUUGCGACUGUGAGGGCGUUUACUUUGGAGAAUCAUUUUAGGGCCAAACUCGCGAAUGUUUUGCGUCGGAGGUUGAUGGUUGGGUUCAAAAGGGGGAUUUAUACCGGGUUGUUUUUUGGGCUUACAGAGUCGGUGAUUAUCUUUGCAAGCGCACUACUCAUUUACUAUGCAGCGGUUUUGACAGCCCCUGACGCUAAGGGGAUCUCGAAUAUCGUGUCAGUAUUGACGAUGACAUUAUUCAGCCUCGGAUAUGCAGUUUCGGUGAUGUCGUGGAUUCCCCAGGUAAAUUCGGCCAGCGAUAUGGCAACACGGCUGAUCAAGCUGUCGCGACUACCAGCUGGAUUCUCUUCGCACGAGAAUUCAGGCAAACUGCGAGUCUUUGAGCCUGUUCCCAUCGAAUUUUACAAUCUAAGCUUCCGCUACCCAUCACGCCCCGAAACCCCUAUCCUUACCAACUUUUCUUUGAAAAUACCUGAGAACAGCUGCUCGGCCAUAGUAGGCAGCUCCGGCUCAGGAAAGUCAACCAUCAUAUCCCUCCUCCUAGGUCUCUACGCCUGCCCCAACCCAUCACCGGGACAAGACAUCGUCGCACCCCUCACCCUCGCAGGCGUCGAUAUCCGACAACUCCAUAUACCCACCCUUCGAUCAAUGAUAGGCUAUGUCCCUCAACAACCGAAACUGUUCGCCGACACGAUUCGCGCAAACAUUACAUAUGGCCUUGGCCCUUACUCCAGGUUCAACUCGCUCAAUAACAUCGAAGCUGCCGCCGGAGCAGCCGGGAUAGCAGAUUUCAUCCAUUCCCUUCCCGAGGGAUUUUCAACACUCAUCGGGGAAGGGGGACUCACAUUAUCAGGGGGACAAGCGCAACGCCUCGUGAUUGCGCGCGCGCUGGUACGACACCCCAGAAUCUUGAUAUUGGACGAAGCCACUUCGAAUCUUGAUACGGAGAGCGCGGAAAUCAUUCGGAGAUCUGUGAGGAGGCUUUUGACUGCGCCGGGCCAAGAACUGACGGUGAUUAUGGUUACGCAUUCGAAGGACAUGAUGGAGAUGGCGGAUAACGUGGUGGUUGUUGAUAAGGGAGUUGUGGUGGAGCAGGGGUCGUAUUUGGGAUUGUUGAAAAGGGCGAAUGGGAGGUUGAGGGAGAUGUUGGAUGUUGAUUAA